Molecule: messenger RNA, 27031 nt
Organism: Porites evermanni
Lineage: Eukaryota; Metazoa; Cnidaria; Anthozoa; Scleractinia; Poritidae
Source: the annotation of a GenBank genome assembly
UUUUCUUUACAGAGUCUCCUAGCUGGUACAAAGGCAACUGUUAACGGUAAGUGUUAAUUAAAAUGUUUUUGGUGUGGUAGACCAUUCGAUUGGAAUCCAAGGCAAAACUUGAAAAGUCUUCGUAGUAUCCCUACUCUAUUUCAGGAAGGGAUUAUUUAGUGUCAUAGUUUAAUUAUGAUCAGUUUUUGAAUGAAAUGAUCCUGCAGUCUCAUUUUCUUAACUUAUACACCAGUUAAGAUGAUCUCCUUAAAUAAUUUACAGGAGUUUGGUCCUUAAACAAAUUAUAAAGCCCCUAUGCUUCCGUUAAAUUCGUUUCGUUUCAUCACGAACGGUACAGACAACUUUUAUUAAUUGAGGAGAUAUUUUGUGUGUUGAAAGCCAGUUCAAAUAUACAAGUUUCUUAUACCCUUUUACACGACUUUACUUCACGAUGGGUACUUUACGACAUUACAUAUGACUAGCUGCUCGCAGUUGGUUUAGUAGUUCAUUUGGCUGCAGCAACGUACCUACAUAGGGAGGGUGCAAAUCCAGUUAAAGGGUGAGUUUUAAAUACUUUCAGGCCUAAACAAACACACAACUGUUUAAGAUGCGUGUGCAUAACUGCAAGCCAGAGCCUUUUAUGUUGAAAUGUAUGAAUUUGACACAUCCUUUUACUGACUGCACGAUCUGUCAAAACAACGCAAGACGUCAGUGUUUGCCUGAAGCUGUGCACUGAAUAUAUCUCUUUCUACUGUCUGAUGUUUGGUAUAGGCUAAGUGAAAGUCAACAUUGUUAACAGCUAGUGUUUGUAUCAUGACAGGAUUAGGAGACAGUGUCCUUCUUCUAACGGCUAAUUUGACCCUUUGUUAAAGAAAAUGAAAGAAGAAAAUUACAUGUUUAGUAAAAGUAUCAAUAUCGGUGGAAACAAUUGAUUCUUUGAAUAUUCAUUUUCAAAGAAAUUCAGUUCUUCCGUCACGGGUACUCCAGGUAAACCUGUCACAAUUUUGACAAAUUUUUCUCUUACAACAGCCGGCUUAUUUGCACAAUACAGUGGAACCCCGUUAAUACGACCACCUUCGGGCCAUGGAAAUUUGGUCGUAUUAGCGGGGUGGUCGUAUUAACGGGGUAGGGUCAAAUUAUGGUGCAAAAUGCUUUUAAACUACAUUCUACUACAUGUAUACCUUUAAUCCGCUAUAAAUAAACCCUUUUGCAGUUAAUUAACAACCUUACAACCGCAAUUCAAUGCAAUACUGAAACGUGGGGGAGGAUACGGGAUGGAAAUCUCAUGAGUUUACAAGUUUACUGAUGAUCAGCCAAGAAACAUUGAUAUGCUUAACAAAUUAUUAGACAUUCCAAAUAACCGAUCUGCGAGAAAAGAACAGGAAAUGGACUUGAAGAGAAAAGCCACAGUGGAAGGCAGCAGAAACAGGAAGGCAAUAUAACUUUGAGAGCCUCGAAAUGCUGCAAAGUGAAGUCUUUCAGAUCUUUUGUAUUAUUUAUUCAUGCAUCCUUUUUACUGAACACUGCAAUUUACCGGAUGUCAUGCUAACACCUUUGCCUAAAAGCAUUCAAUGAAAUAUUAGUAAUGCGUUAUUGUUUGUCAGAUUGUGUCUGUUUUCAUUCAGCAGCCCCACCAAGCAUUUUGACUGGUCGUAUUAACGGGGUAAUUUUAUAAAGAAAAUAACGAUUCAGGACUCCCAAAGGUGUUCGUUUGUCGUAAUAACGGGGUGGUCGGAUUAACGGGGUUUUCAGAUAAGAAAAUGAGUGGGCUUUUGUUCGGGCCACAAAAAAGUGGUCGUAAUAACGGGGUGGUCGUAUGGCGGGGUUCCACUGUAUAGAAGAGCAACCGCAUGGCCUGCAACAUAGCUGAUAAUUCUUUGCUUCUUUCCUAAAAUAGCUAAAUAAAUUACCAAAUAACUAUGAUAAUAAAUAUACGUUAAAAAAUAAAUGAAAUACGAUGGAUCACUCACUAUUUACAAAUUCAUAGAUUAAUCAGAGAAAAGUAUGUUGACAAUUUUUUCCUAAGAACUUUGACAGAAUCUGAAGAUUUAACAUUGUCUCUUAGCUUGAGAGAUGUGAUCAAACUUUUUGAGGCCAAGAACAACACGGGUGGCAAAAUUCUGCACUAACUGAAGUUUGUUGAUGUUAUGUUUACUAGUAUUUGACCAAACAGUUGAGCAAUAAUAUAACCUACUUAAAAUGAAAGAGCUCAUAAGGAGAAGUAUUGUUUUCUUAUCUAGCAAGUGUUUUAUUCUAUUGAUUUGUACGAGUGUUUUAGCAAUGUGUUCGUUGUAAGUUAGUGAUUAGUCAAUAUAAAUGCCAAGAUCUUUAGCAACAGUAGAGGGUGUAAUUCCUUUUCCAAGCAUCCAAACAGAUGCUGUGGGCAGCUUAUUGAGGAGUUGAGGCAUACCGAUCAUUAAAACUUAAGUCUUAUCAGGAUUUACCAAUAAAGAGUUUUGGCAACACCAUCUGGAGACUUGUUCCAGGUCCGCAUUUAGAUUGUGAAUUGCAGUGGAAAUGUCAGACGAGGGAAAGGACAGGUACAGUUUAGAAUCAUCAACAUAACAGGCCGAUUUGCAGUAAGAAGGGACAGACAACAGGUCAUUUACAUAAAUAGUAAACAGGACUGGACCCAAUAUUGAUCCCUGAGGGACCCCAUAUUUCAGGGGAAGUGCAUCAGAGAUAGCAUCAUGGAUGCGUACUCUUUGACUGCGGCCAACAAGGUAGCUAUGGAACCAGUCACGGCAUAAAAAGGAGACACCAAGAGCUUGUAGUUUCUGCAAUAGAAUAUCAUGUCUUUGCCAUGUCGAGUAACACUAGAGCUGAGAUCUUUUUAUCAUCAAUUGCCUGCAACAGGUCGUCUGUAACACAUAGAAGGGCAGUCUCAGUUGAAUAAAGCUUUCGGUCACAACUUUGAGUUUUAGCCAAUGUCUUACUUGCUGUGAAAUAGUCGACAAUAGGUCGAUUAUUGCACGGAUCUUCACAAUUACACGACUUUAAAAUAGGAGUAACAAUGUCUAAUAAGUUAUUAUAACGUACGGAAAUUGAGCCGUUAGCCUGUUUUGACGCCGGUUUCCUUCACUGCGCAUGGGCACAUAUACCCUUUACCAUCAUUCUCAAAGCCCAUCGCUUCUUUUGGUCAAUUAAAACCGAGGGGCUCUGGGGACGAGAAUGGUGAUUAAGCGCCAAUUUUGUUGUAUUCCCCCGUAUAGUGAAGACAACACGGCUCUCUAGAGAAAACUUUGACUCCGAGCUGAUACCGGGAGCUGUGUUAAGAUUUUUGAUCUCCAGUCAGCUCAAAUCCGCCGAAAAUGAAGUCAAAUAUUUUUCUUUAACCGCCCCCCUCCCACAUAUAACAGCCUUCUUGAUCCUUGCUUCGCUGCAUGUUGCUCAGACCACCACCCACCGUCCUGAAUCCAAACAUUUUUCAUUAUUGUUAUUUCCUUUUUAGCAGGUAAUCUCAUAAUAGGAGUCGGUGAAGUCCUGGAGAUCAACACAACUGCACCAUCCAUAGUUAAUAACAACUGCUCCAGUUGCAAUUACAACGCAUCACAUGAAAACAGAUCUUCCUCAAGCACGCACGGUGAACAUCUGGCUGCCGUGAUUAGGAUCAGUGGUAACAUUGAGUUCAGAAACGGUUCAACAGUCCAAGUAUUUGGGAAGUAUGGUCUGAGUAUAACAAGUCAGAAUGGACACAUCUUAAUAGAAACUGAUAUUAACAUGACGUGUACAGAGAUGGUGCUGGAUGAAACAUGUCUCGGUGGGUUCGCACAGUCAUCAGUAGCGUUGAAAGAUGUUAAUCACCCUCCUAAACUCCUAUAUAAAGGUAAGAGAAGAUGCUUUUAUUUGCCUUUCUCACAUUUGCAUUUGGUUUGCUCUUGCUUUCACACUUACUUCCUGAGAGGUGGGUACAAGGUAUAAUAAGACGGUAUAAUUACGAACAGUAAAUCGCUGAGUCUCUUUAAUGUUUAACCGUCGGAGGUAAAUUCAUACUCAACCAUGAGGCAAAAUUGGUUUCUUUGGAAACUCAGUGUGAUAUAAUCUGAUAGUUUAGAGGGAUUCAACGUUUUGAAAUGCCAAAAAAAAAUUGCUCAAACUCAUGCCACAACUGAGGUCUUAAGUCAUAUUAGCUAUGACCGAUUUAUUACCACAAUUUGUUUAGCGCAACAGGGACAAGAGGAAUAGAAAUCCAUGCUACUAGGGAGGAUGUUUACAAAUAGUCAUUAAUCACUGCUUUGGUCAGGGAAAAGGUCGUUUAUGGCUGGUUUUCAAUCAUUCCUUGGCCAUUUGAGUAACAUUCAAUUGCAAGCUCCCAGCUUCUUUUGCCUUCCUUGAAUUGUCCCUUUAAAUUAUAUGCUGUUUUUUUUUUUUUUUAUAAUUAACGCCUUUUUGUAACGUUUCAUUGUUACGUUUUGUGAGUGUCUAAAAAUUCUAAAUAUGCUGAUCUUCGAACCUUAUACAGCCUAAUUAAAGCUUAUUUUUGCAAAGGCUAUGUUCUUACAACAGGUAAAUAUUUCUUCAAGAUCACAAACGUAGCGAGGAUAUUUCAAUUACUAAAUAUUUUUUCUUUAUGUCUGAUCAAAUUCUCGUAAUUUUAAUAAGUCGGUAAGUCGCAUCCUUAGUAUUACUCUCCCGAAUAGAAUGCUAGUCCAUCACAGGGAAGGGGCAGUCUGAUUAUUUCGUGUGGUACUUCUUUUUACAACUGGGUGGAGAAGGAGAGAGUGAAGUACUAUUCAAUAAAAACCAUGCGCUGCUUGAAUUCCUUCCUCCAUUUCUAAAGUCCGAUAAAAUACCACUUUUCUUAUACUCUGACGACUGAAUAAGACUUCUUGGUGUUGGUUAAGUUUUGUAAACAGGGCAUUUUUAAUGAUUUUUACUUUCUUUACAGGUCUUGGUCCUGGUGGCCUCAGAAAAGCCGUAGAGUUUAAUUUGGACCUUGUUUGCGUACCUGGUUCUAGUCAUGGCGGAAUAGCAAUGCGUCCGGGUUAUGCCAUUUAUUCAGAUCAAACAUAUGAUCAACAGGACACAGUGUCACUAUUAGGAGGAAGCGGAGGUGAGAUAAACUAUUUUAAAAUCAGUUUGUGGCUAUGAUCUAAGUACUAAUGAGGGCUGUAAUGGAAAUUGGUUAAUAGAGAAAAAAAACAGGUGAAGAAAAACUUUGGGCACACUUCAAUUACUGUACCUUACGGCAUACUCACUACGACAAAUCAGGCCUAUAUUAGAAGAAUUAACUGCGUUUCAACUACUUUUUACUAAAAUUCUGGAAACUGUUUUUUGCAAGUAAAGUAGUUAUGACUGUGAAAGGUUUCAAGCCAGGAGUCAUUUCAUAAGUAGGAUAAGUAUGAUCGUCCGGGUGAACGUAGUCCUGAAUGACUGUUAUUGUUGUUGACAGUGACUGACGUUUAGACAACCUGUGCGGUAGUCAUAUUCAGAGUCAAAGUGAGAUCGGUAGAUGUAUCACGGCAGUUGAUGGUAUAAAACUCUGGUUAUUGACCUGAUUUGUCAAUUAAGUCGCGGUGUUAUUGGUCGUCUGUCAGUUAAGCCGUGAUGUUAUUGGCCAUGAAGACUCGUAAUGUCAUUGGUGCGUUUCGAUCCAUCUAUUGUCACAUUUAAACAGUCGAUUAUUGUUAGUCAAAUUGUCAGUUGUCUAGUCAUUCUCACGUAAUUAGUUUUGCUUCAGCACGUCGAUAAGUCAUUUCUACGGUGCCGGUAUCUGACUUCUCUUACAAGCAGCUGCUACAUUACUCACUACAUCCCAUGAUCAAUGUUCUCGUACACAUUCGCAUUCUGACCAUGUUCACUGGGAUUGUCAGAGUGAAACGUGGUGGUCCACUCUAGGGUAUUACUUUCUGUUUCCUCACUGUCGUUUUCAGUGUCGUUGUCGCUCACGUGGGUUUCUUCGGCUUCAGUGCCAUUCGUAGAAGCUAUCUGUCCUCCCUCUUCCUUUCUAUCCGAUGAACUUUCCACGUUACCCUCGUUCUCGGAAGUAUUUUCUCCAUUUUGGUAGCGUUAUUAGAGACCUUUAAAUUCUAGGACGAGAACGACUACGAGUACGAGAUUUCACUUAAAGUGUUUUCGCCAAGAGAGGAUAUAGGGGACAGAGAAGGUACCCCCCAUACACACCCUAUUCCAUAGGUAAUUCGUCUCGAGUUAUUUUUAACACCACAAAUCUCAAGGGGGAUUAGACAACAGCCAAUCACAUAGCGCGAAUGUGUUGUGCGUGGAUGGCCCACGCUCAGAGCCACGCGCCCUUCACGAAUUGACGCGGAACGAAAUAUCGAAAGACGCAGAGAGCGAUAUUGCUGUUCGUCUUGUCGACGAAAACGACUGCAGAGAGAUUUCUGCUAAAGCUGUGUCAGCGAAACGGAAAUCAAAAAAGAAUCGCCCUUCCUCUCUUGUAUAGAGCUAACAGUACAGCAGGGAAAUCCUCAACACACUGACUAUUCUCUCAGGAUCAUUUACAAUUUACAGUUUGAAGAGAGUAAUUUCUGCUUUGGCUGUUUAUUCUUUUACUAGUCUUUUAUUAUUUAACAAAAAAAACACUUGGCGUCUUACUUGCUUUAUUAUACAAAUGACCGGUUUCAAUAGACCGGCGAGACUGAUUUCAUGGGUUGUCAAAGAGUCCAGCGAUUCCCUUUUCCCAGGUGAGCGCCGACUCAUUUCGCUUCAAUAUUCAGGAAUGCUCUCGAUCUCUUGACGCUUUCAUUGCCUUUCGCGCGACAAGCUUUGCACCGCGUUUAGUCAUGCGAAACCUCCACGAAACAUCCACGCAGCGCGCGAGGUAACCUUAUCCCGAUUCUAAAAAUAACUCGAGACGAAUUACCUAUGGAAUAGGGUGUGUAUGGGGGAUGCCUUCUCUGUCCCCUUUAUCCUCUCUUGGUUUUCGCGUAUUCUCAAAUAAUGACUAAUAGACACCCCGGAUAGCCUCAUUGUACAUCUUUUCACCAAAACUUGCACUUGUUUCUUUAUGAAAGAGGUUAAGAUAUCUCUCAGCCGCAAAAUAAUGCAGCCUGUAAUUCUUCAUAACUUGUGUCCGCUAACACGACAUUCUCGCUAAAACUCGUAGUAGAAUGACAACGACUAUCAUUUUUUCCCGCCAAAAUGACGCUGGUUCACGCGCGCGCACUAAUUAGUAUUGAGGAAAUCUUGUACUCGUAGUUGUACUCGCCUUAGAAAUCUAAAAGGACUCUAUUCUUUUUCUAUCAAUCAAUUCUUUGUUAUUGAUUAAGCCCUUAUCGACUCCAAACUCCAAAGUCCAUCUAUGAAAACAUUCAACGCACAUAAUCGUUAUGAGGAACUGGCGUUGAACACACUCAACUAGCUCGGUAAUGUUUGUCACUGGAAUUAUGCGUUUAUUUCGAAGUAACUGUCCUCAGGGAGUCCAGAAUAUAAUAGAAAUCUCUAGAAGCUGCCAUGCUAUAUAGAAAAUCAAAAGCAUGCUCUUUACACACCGCAUAAAAAAAUAUAAAAAUUUAAUGGCAAAGGUUUCAAGUAAGUGAUAAAAAGAAAGGCAUUUCCAUAAGGACGGUCUGUAAAAGAGUCGAAGACCCCAUAGAAUACAGACCAUCUUUUAAAAAUAUUCAUAUAAUAAAAACUAAGUUUAAAAGACAGACAAUUAAAAAUGUAAAAAUACAUACAGAGAUAUGUACAAUAAAAAACAAUCAAUAAAAUGUACAAGUUCUAGCAUGAUUCUUUUUAAGAGUACAUUCAUCUUUUCCCCUUAAAGGAUACCGAUCAGAAUCUGAAAAAAACUGUACGUAUGUAAAUAGAUCAAUAUUUAUAUAGCCAUUCAGGGCUUUAUACAGGAAUAAUACGUCAAAUAAAAAUCGCCUUUGUUCUAAGGACAACAAAUUGAGCUUUUUUCUUCGUUGUCCGUAAUCAUCAUUGGUCUUCAAAAUAAACUUAGUUGCUCUUCGCUGAAUUCGCUCCAACUUAGAAAUAUUUCUAGCUGUAUGUGGUGACCACACAACACUACAACUCUCUAGCUGUGAUCUUACCAGGGCAAGAUACAGAGUUCUCAGUGUGGAAACAUCUUGAAAUCCUUUACACGUCCUUUUAAUUAGACCUAGAAUCUUGCUGUCCUUAUUCGAUAUUUUAUCACUAUGAAUGUUCCAAGACAGAUUGCAAACGGUAACCAAGCCAAGAUCACGGAACCCAGAUCUUAGCUCCAGGAUAUUAUUAUUUAAGUAUAAGUGAGAGUGAAUAGGCCUGGAUGUUUUGCAGUCGUCAGCAUAUAAUGACACACAGUUUCCAGGCAUUACUACUCCAGGCAAAUCACUAAUGAAAAUUACAAAAAACAAAGGGCCCAAUAAGGAGCCCUGAAGUUCGCCCGAUGGAAUAGCUCAUCAUGUAGAAUUCAUUUCUUCUGUGACAACUCUAUGUUCUCCGUAGGUGAGAUAAUCCUUACACCAAUUCAAAAGCGCACCGGAGAUACCAAAAUCACCCAAUUUUUUGCAGCAGAGUAUUAUGUGCCACUCUGCUAAAUGCCUUUGCAAAGUCCAAGAAGUCCAACUCCAUCUGUUUGCCCUCAUUCAAGGUGGUCAUUGAUGGUCAAUGAUGCUAACUGAGUAGCACAUGAACGUCCCCUCACAAACCCAUGCUGCUAAUCUGUCAGAUAAGGAGCCACAUGCGGGUAUAUAGCAUUAUACACAAUCCUCUCUUGACAUUUACUCCGAAUGGAUAGUUAUGAAAUAGACCGAUAAUUUUUGACUACAUCUUUAGCAUCAGCUUUAAAAACCUCAGUAACAUCAGCUCGCUUGGGAAAGGCUACUCAAAAGAUCUUUCAUCGUUGGCUCUUUAUUACCGCUUUGAUCAUCGAAACUUCCGCUCUUUCAUUUUUCACUAUUGUGCUCUUUAUCAGCAAAAUCUAUCUUUUUCUUCAUCUCGAGAAGUGCCGGUGGAAGGGAGGCUUCGAAUAAGUAACUAAUAGCUUCGUUUCCUCUUUUAUAGCAUCAAAAAACCUAAGCUUGUAACAACAGGGACCACCGACUUGACUAGAAUUCGCUCCUUUGUAAAGUGGAAGACAAUUUUUUUGCUAGCUCUACUUAGGAGCCCCUAGUCUACUAGAGCAUCUUUUUAUGACAUAUGACAACAAUUUCCUUUUCUUCGGGGAUUGGAAUGUAUUUGUUAAGUACAUUGGACUAAUGCAUGCAUGAGUUAUGGAGUGUCUGUUCGUAAGAGAAACUGUCGCUGAUGAACUGGAUAAACAGCUUACAGUUGAAGAAAAUCACGGUUGUUCUUCACGACACGAAACAGUGCUACCACACGAGAAGUACAAGACAGAGUAGUCAGCUGAACAUUCCGAGAUGCCAUCGAGCUGUCGGUCAGCGGUCAUUCUCCUACCGAGGGGUAAAGCUUUGGAGUGGUAUCAGUGAUAAUGUUAAAUCUACCGACUCAGUUAACAUGUUUAAGAAGCGACUUGUCAAACUACCUCUUUCCAAUCAAGAACCGGAUUCGAAAUAGCAAGUUUUAUUUCAUUCAUUAUUGUUAUUUUGUUAUUAUUCUUUUUAUAAAUUACUGUUAUUGAUUCCUUUUUCUUACAAUUUUCUUGCCUUAUUGUCCUGUAACUUAAAAGCCCUUUGAGGGAGUUUAAUAAAAGUCUGUGUGUAUGUAACUCUAAUUGAUUAGCUAAUUUAAAGCGGAGCUUCACGUUCGCGCGCGCGAGCCCAUACCUACGAAAAUUAGGUAAUCUAUCUAUCCGAGAAAUUUUGUUAAUCACGUGAUCGACUAACCAUACGCCCAGCCACCCGUCCGUCCGUACCACAGGGAGACCAAAACGUGAAAUGUCUAAUUUUCUAGCUAGUGUGGGAGCCCGUAACCUGUUUUAACCUGAUAAUAGAGAUCCAUAUUAUGGUCAAUUGACAGGUAUCAAAACAGUAUCUGCUUACCAGUGUCACAUGUUUAUGUCUUAACUCAUAUGGUUUUUCCGUAAAGUUAAGUAUAGUUUUGUGGUCUUUUCAAUAGUUUAAAGUCCAUUGUCCGCAGUAAAUUUAAAAUGCAUAAACGGGAACUUCACUUUUAGCUUUGGCUAAAUAUGUAUAUUCGAAAUGUGGUGGUGGUGAAGGAAAACAAUAGAAAUGUGGUGCUGGGUGUUGUGGAGGGAAAACAGUAGAAAUGUGGUGGUGGAGGGGGAAGUCUAAGCAAAAAAAUCUUUUGGUGGUAGAAAAAGCCAGUUUGCCUUCAUCCUCCUUACCAUGUACAAUUUUCGCGCCAAGAAUUAGUGAACCGGGACCAUGACUAUAAGCUGUCUACAAGGGACAAUGACAGUGGUGGGAAAUUUAUCAUUUAUGGUUAAUUUACGGCUGAGUGAUUUUUAUUCACAAGCUUAUUCCUUCGACAACAUGAAUCAACCAAUGAAAAUUUUUCUUAGCUUCAAGUCCACCAAUUAAAAACCAAGACUGAGUCAUUGCCCUAAAAAUUACUAGAAAACCUUUCAAAACGGUUAAAGAGCAUAAGAACAUGACAAACAGGUUCAACCGGUCAAGUUUAGGUGAGAGUAUUGUUUAUUAAACAAAAGGGAAGAUAAUGAGAUUCCACCGCAUUUAUAAUUUUAUUCAAAUAAAGAUUCCUACCUUAAAAGUUCAAGUCGAUCCUUACUAUACUACUAAACCAGAAAAUAUCCCAUCUACAACAAAAGAAUACAACAAAUGAACUCGAAAAAGAGUUGAUAUAAGUAUGCAAAGACAAACGAAUGUUACCUAUCAACGAUGAAAAUAAAAUUUUUGUCGGAAUGUUUAAAAUUUGUAUUUUUGGUGUUAAUUCUAACUUCUUUUAACCUCAGGUUCAUGUACUUAUCGCCCAGGAAGUGUUGCUGGUGGAGGAGCCGUUGAAAUUGUAGCAGAGAAAGGAUGCAUAACCAUAAGUAUAAACGAUUAGCAAAUUCUUUGUAAACUAUUUGAUAUGUAACUUGUUAACAACGUAGAACCCUGAAAGGCUGAAACGUGCUCAGGAAAAAUAUACGUCUAAUAACAACUGCUACAGGAGCAGAGAUAGUGCUCGGCUUCCCACAAUAACCAUCAUUUCGGAUGACCUUGUAAUUUAGUGUAUUACUCAUUUUCCUGAUUUCUAUGCAACACUGCUAGUCUUUUACUCAGAAGCUGUGUUUUAAUCAUCCUAUCAUCCUGUAUCUAUCUCAGUCUUAAAACUGUUCCUUGAAGAAGAUUCUUAAAUGACCCAAUCGGCAGAAAUUCGACAUUUCAUUAACAGCCUGCUCACGCCACGCCUUCAGGAAAUACAAUUAUUUCCUUUUAUCAUUUGUUUUAUUAUUUAUUGAUAAGGAAUAUGUUUCUUCGAUGACACAUUUUAUUUCAAUACUUGUUAGAUGCAAUCAUCAGAGCUUCAGCUCAGCGUGAAACAGUGGAAUCAUGUUCUGGUGGAUCUGGCGGACUUAUUCGUCUUAACGCUUCUCAUGUAAUCCAUGACUUUAAUGUGUAGUUCACAUUGACUCAUUAUUUUUGUAGCUAGUUUUUUCUUUUGACAGCAGGAUUCCUUAAGGCAAAGUUUGACUAUGUAUCUACAACAGUCUGCAACAUUCGCAGUAAUUUUUUUUAAAUAGCAGCGAAGUUUGACUAGCUGUAAUUACGGGACUGCCUCUUUCGAAGUUACCAUACUGAACACUUAUGUUAUCCACAACCUCAACUUUUCAAUAGAGGAGCAGUUCUUCUCUGUAUUAAAAAGGUGUGCAUAACGUCGCGGAUGAUUUUAAACUAUAGCAGAGGUUCGAAACUGUAUACAUGGCAAAGUAAAGCUGUCUCAAGUAACAAACAAAAGAAGUAAAAAUCAAUAGAGGAGGCCUUUUUAUUACUCGCGCCAACGAUCCCUUGAAUCCCCGUUACUUCUUCAAGCCUCGUCUUCCAUUUUCAGAUGGAGUAAGGUUGUUCGGAGGCUGAAAUAUCAACAUUUUCAUACAACUUGAUUUUGGUGAGAAGAAUAGCGGUCGAGACGCGAACACAGACUGAUUUGAUUGCAUAUUUUUUUGAAAACCAAGAAAUAGAUAAACCGAGCACUUAACAAAGCAGAGUUUCUAAGGUUGGUGAAGUCAGACUGCAAAAGUGCAUCAGUAGUCAAGAGUUUAGCCACCAUGAUUUCGUAAGCUCCACAUGCUACAUGAGGUUUAUUUUUCCAAUCCGCAAAACUACUACUACUAAUUUUUAAUUUUAUCUCCACGAAUUUUGCUACCCCCAUUUCUGAAUAAAACUUUCAUAGAUGCUUAUUCCAGAUUCUACUUUAAAAAAAUGAUCGAGUCUCUCUUAUCACAAAGUUUAAUCUUAUCUCAGAUAAUGGGUUAGGAAGUAUUUAGGAGAACAAGUGCUAAAAUAGGAUCUAUUUAUAACUCAGAAAGGAAAUGAUUCAAACUUCGUCUUUAUGGCUAAAUAAUAAACAGUUCAAUUUGAAUGUAAGAAACAUCGUUCCUAGGGUAGAAACAAAGUCAGAGAGUAUGUCUGCGUUUUUUGGGAAAAUCGCCAAAUCCGGAUAUCCGCAUCCAGAAACGGAUGUUGCUUUUUUGAGAUGUGACAAGACACUAAGGGUUGAUCCAACGUUUUGGUUUUGAACUUUUCACUUGUCUUUAUUUUCUUUAGGUUGAACUAAAGGAGCAAGGAAAACUCAUUGUUGAUGGAGGAAAUGGCAAACAAAACAUUGGAGCAGUGUUGGGUGCAGGUACCGGUUUAGGUGGUGGAGCAGGUGGAAUUAUACAGAUAAUAUCACCUGCUGGUCGCCUGCCACUCAAAGUUUUAUCUCUAAAACGAGGCGCAAAACAUGGGGCGUGUUUCACAGAGACAGAACAUGGAUAUUGCUAUUUUGUAGGAGGUAAUUUCAGUUCGCGGACAAUCCAGAAAUGUAUACUCCCUAUUUGCCCCUUACUAGUUCAGAUGAGUAUGUACAUGCAGUUGAGCAAUACAUGAAGCCAUUUGCUUAAUCUCUAAAAUCGGGGGGAAGGGUAAGAAAGGAAAGGGAUCUGCGCUGUCAUAGUUUCACCAUCAAUGGAAAUCGAAAGCGAAUUCAGUGUAACCAAAUAUUUCACCGCAAGUUUGACUUGUUAUUACCAAGGUUAAGAAUCCUACCUCCAGAACCCGUUGGAAAAGAAAAAUGUUUUCUUGAUAAGGAGACUUAUUGUCAUUGAACGGGUACGAAAGAAGUUGUCGAAUAUGUUGCCGGGUGUAGUAUCUAAAAGUAUACGCGAUUAUUUCUUGCCGAUAUUUGACCAUUUUUGUUUUGUGUUUUACAAUUCUGGUCAGAGAAGACCCGCUAGAUUAUAUCCAUCCCGCUGCGGAUUGGGGCGUGAGCUUUUCAUCUUUUCUAACCAAUGGUUAUAAUGUCUGACGAAGUAUAAAUAAUGGAAAAAAUCUAACUUAUUUAUCAAUUUCAUGUCAGAUAACACCAGAGGGGCCAAUGUGGAGAUAUAUCCUCCUACAAAUCCAUAUCACUGGGGUUCAAGUUCGUCUUUUUCAAGUCCAUCACGUCGCUUCAGCGUCACACCCACACAGCAAAGUAAGUAUCAUUCAGUCCAUCCUAUGUAAAUCAAAAAACUCAGAUUAAGCUAUAAGAUGGUGAUGUCCUGUCCUCUGAACAAUUGGUAACAACCUUUAAAUUAAGGUGUUAAGUAAAAUAUUCACCUUAUUUUCAUUUUAAAACGUAAAUCGUAAGAGUUUGAUACAAGUAGUGGUAGAGGGUCAUUUACGCCGUUUUGGUGUAUAGGUAUAGGUUUAGGUAUAUGUAAAUCCUUAAUAUUCAUAUACUUUCAUGCAUACUAAUUCGGUGUAGGUUUACUAAUGAGCGUCUCUCUUAUUCGUUCAAUAGCAACGAUAGGCUUGCGCAGACUUGCCCGUUAAAUAACUUUAGCCCGGUUUGUCGGACCGUCGAUUAAAAAAAAUGAAAUAAAAGGAGCGAUCACCUAGCAACGCGAGAAGCGGCUUAGCGCUAAAAAUCGGACAUAUUAACAAAACAUACUCACAUAUACACAAAGUGGGGCUGAAAACUCUCUAUUUCAAUUUUGUCUGACUAUUACAAAACCGUUUUCUCCUUUAUAUCUCGAGGAAAGAAAAACUAUUAAAGUCUUGUAGUUUCAUACACCGUUUAGUCAGUUAAUUAUGCGAGUUAACAAGUCCACAGUUGCAUACAAAGUAUCUCUACAACAAAAAACCCCAAGGUAGGACCUUGACUUAUUAUUAUAAAAACAAUUAAUAAUUUAACAAGGGUCAAUUGAAACACGCGACUAAUAAACACAAGCAAUAAAACCAGACAAGAGAGACCGUUUUGAAAACUUUAUUAAAAAACAAUAGCAAAAAGACUAAAAUACACAGCCAUUUGAAAAGGAUGGAAAUCAAUAUUCCUCUUCUUCGUUCUCCUCUUAAAAAGGGGCAAAGAAAUUGGUUUCCUCCUCCACCUGCUCCUCCUGAUUUUCAAUAUCCGAUGAACUCUCCUCAAUAUUACUCUCGUUAUCGGAAGUAUCUUCUGCAUUUCGGUAGCCUUUUCCCUUUUCUAUUAAAUCACUUAGCAACUUUUUGUUCUUGAUUAAACUUUUAUCGAAUCCUAACUCUGCAAGUUCAUCUAGAAACGUAUUCAGCGCACGAGGCUUGGUAACGUUAUUGUUAUGAGGGAGUAACACAUACUCAACUAGGUCGGCGGUGUUUGUGACGGGAAUUAUACGUUUAUUUCGAAGUUCACUUGUACUGUAAUUGUCCGAGGGAAGUCCAGAAAAGAAUAUCUUGGGAAGCGACCAUACUAUGCAGCAAUUCAGAAGCACGCUUUUCCGACGCCGCUUGGGAAAGAUGACUUAAAACAUCUUGUAUUCUUGAUGUAACUAUACCUAUGCACCAAAACGUCGUAAAAUGACCCUCUAUUACUACUGAUACAUCCUGUUUUUUGACGCUGUAAGAUUUAAUUGGCAGUGUAAACCUAUUGCCCCUUUCAAUUAGGCUUCUAGUUUUAGCUUCAUUCGCUGACACAGGUAAUAUGGUGUAACAAGAGAGGAUAAAGGGGUCAGAGAAGGCAUCCCCCAUAAACACCCUAUUCUAUAGGUAAUUCGUCUCGAGUUAUUUUUAGAAUCGGGAUAAAGUCACUUCGCGCGCUGCGUGGAUGUUUCGUGGAGGUUUCGUAUGACUAAACACCGUGCAAAACAUGUCGGGCGAAAGGCAAUGAAAGCGUAAAGAGAUCGAGAGCAUUUCUGAAUAUUGAAGCGAGUCGGCGCUACUUGGAAAAAGGGAAUCGCUGGAAUCUUUGACAACCCGUGAAAUCAGUUUAACUCGAAGUUGUCGUAACCUCAGUGCUUUAACAAAAUGAGAAAUUUCGCCGGUCUAUUGAAACCGGUCGCAUGUAUAAUGAAGCAAGUAGGACGUCAAGUGUUAUUUUCGUUGAAUAAUAAAAGAUUAAUAAAAGAAUUAAUAUCAAACCAGAAAUUGCUCUCCUCAAACUGUAAAUUAUUAAUGAUCCUGAGAGAAUAUUCAGUGUGUUAAGGAUUUCCCUGCUGUGUUGUUAGCUCUAUACAAGAGAGGAAGCGCGAUUCGUUUUUAAUUUCCGUUUCGCUGCCACAGCUUUAGCAGAAAUCUCUCUUUAGUCGUUUUAAAACAAAUAGCAAUAUCGCUCUCCGCGUCUUCUGCCAAUUUUUUCCUGCGUCAAUUCGUGAAGGACACUUGGCUCUGAGCGUGGGUCAUCCACGCAGAACACAUUCGCGCUAUAUGAUUGGCUGUUGUCUAAUCCCCCUUGGGAUCUAUGGUCUUAAAAAUAACUCGAGGCGAAUUACCUAGGAAUAGGGUGUGUAUGAGGGAUGCCUUCCCUGUCCCCUUUAUCCUCUCUUGGGUGUAAACAUUACUUCUAUAAUUGGAAGCAGUUACGCUUAAAGAAAACAGCGACACCGUACGUGAGUGUCCCGGAGGUGACAGAUGGUAUGAUUAAUUCAAAAACAAAGGGGCUCACGAAUAAAAGAUUGAGAAGAGAAUUAAGCUCAAUUUACUGGUAAGACGCACGUGGAGUAACUUGACUAAUUCUUUUUACCUCAACCAUAUUGCAGCAUCGUCCACAUUUCUUGCAAUCUCAUCUACAACAUCGACCUACACUGGUUCAACUGUAAGUUGUACUUCAUCUCAAGCAGUACCGACAACACCAGGUAUGCACUCAACUGUUUACAUUGUAUUUACAUAUCCAUGGCAUCACUGUGUGACCUCAAUAUAUAUACACAUAUACAUAUAAUUGUCCCGUAGCUCAAAGAGUCAAUAACUAAAACGCUGUAAAAUAGUAUGAUUAAUUUAAAAAAAAAAUAAUUAAAAAACAAAAGGGGCUUAUGAGAAAAAGAUUGAGAAUUAAGUUCAAUUUACUGGUAAGACGCACGUGGAGUAACUUGACUAAUUCUUUUUACCUCAACCAUACUGCAGCAUCGACCACAUUUCUUCCAAUCUUAUCUACAACAUCGACCCACACUGGUUCAACUGUAAGUUGUACUUCAUCUCAAGCAGUACCCACAACACCAGGUAUGCACUCAACUGUUUACGUUUAUUUACAUAUCCAUUGCAUCACUGUGUGACCUCAAUAUAUAUACACAUAUACAUAUAAUUGUCCCGUAGGUCAAAGAAAGAGUCAAUAAAUAAAACGCUGUAAAGUAAUAUGAUUAAUUAAAAAACAAAAAGGGAUUAUGAGCAAAAGAUUGAGAAUUAAGCUCAAUUUACUGGUAAGACGCACGUGGAGUAACUUGACUGAUCUUUUUACCUCAACAAUACUGCAGCAUCGUCCACAUUUUUUGCAAUUUGCCAAUACCGUUCAUUGAUCUUGUUUACUUUCAGAAGUCUAUAUUGUUGUUUUUGUUGUUGUCGUUGUUGUUCUUGUUGUUGUUAUCGUUACAAUUGUGGUCUCAGUCACAGAACAAUUACUGUUAGAAUCCAAUAAUAGAUUUAUUCUUUAAUCCUGUAGGGCGUUUUCAUUUCACGAUGUCACGUUCGCCAUAUCGGUGUCCCAAAAUAAUGAAACAGCAGCCAUGUUUCCAUGAAACGUUCGUUUGUUCCAGUAAUUUGCAUACCCGCUGGCCACGUCGGGGAGUGAAAACGCUCUAUUGGCGAAUCUUUGUGUACAUUUUAUGUCUCAUUAACUUAUCCUUAUGAUACAUCUUCUCAAGGUAUUAAAUACCAUAUCUGAAUUCUAUUAGUCGCAUUCCAGAAUAACAAUAAAAUUAGUGGCACUACGAGUGACUUAUUGGCAAACAAACGCACACUCUCACUGUAGGACGAUGGACACGUUCAAACGAUGCACAAAGUCUAGCCAAGUUUUAAUUCUCCACAAACAAUAUUUAAAAACCAUAACAGGAGCAUAAAAUACAAAUGUUAAUACUUGUGUAAAUUUAUAUAAAUUAAUUUACAAAUACAGAGGAUGAAAAGUUGUAACUCGGAGUUUCACGCACUAAGCGAUGAUUAAUUGGUGCGUGAAACCCUGAGUUAUGACUCAUUAUCUUUUCAUUUGUAUUUCAAUUCGCUCUGCAUAUUGGAUGCAUUGAUCACUCCCAGCGUAGGUGAAACAAUAUUUCUUAUCGUGUGUUCAUUUUAUUAAUUUACAUCAUAAAUAGCGAAAUGCAUUAUUCAACCAUCCGAAGGACAAAGUCUCACUACAACGUUCCACAUUAACUGCUCUGGCUGGACUUCUUCCUGUUCACGUCCUUCAGCAUACGAAUUGCAGUACACGCUUCAAAAUGGCCUUCAUGGCAUACUAUAUAAAGGGAAUAUGAGCAACUUCCGUACGAUACUAAUCCAUGGCAUUUCUAACAUAACUACGACAAUCCAUUUUGUAAAUGGAACAACAAUAAAACAGGAAUUAAAUGUCUUGGUAAGGGCUGUUUAGAGUGACGGUAAUGCCUGAUCAAGGUGUGGCUUUUGUGAAUUAUGGACUCGAUAUGUAUAUGAAUACUAGAUGUAGACAUUUAACUAAUUAAGAUCACAGUUAUGAACUAAAGCACACACCUCCAACUCCGCGGUAUGGACAGUACCUUAGCAUGUGCACAGCCAUAUCACCCCGGCUUUGCAACGUGGCAGACAUGGACAGCUGUUUCGUUCUUGUUACGUCUCAUCAUUAUGGCAUAGCCAGCACGCUCUCACUUUUACCCCCACUCAUUGAAUCGACGGCUAUGACAUGCUGAUGUACCCUAAUAAGGGAGAAACAGCUGUCCAUGGCUGCCACUGAUAUAUACUGAUAUGGUUUUGUGCAUGCGUAAGGUACUGGCCACACCGCGGAGUUGGUGCGUGUGCUUCAGUGCAUAAUUUGAUUUUUAACUAAUUACCUUCGGAAUGGGGCGACAAACAUCUGUAAGAUUUAUAAGUAUUAUUUUACCUAGAAUCAUGGAUAACAAAGACCCUUAGUCAUGUCAAACAUCUUAGGAACCCUUCCAGCCCUGAUAAAAAAUAAGAAGCUCAGUGCGGUCAGUAAUUAGAAAAAGCUCUAAAUUAACAGAACUACUGGAGAAUUCUCGUCCACAGGUCGCUUUUUUGAUUGACGUUGACUUAGCAAAAGGGUUUUAAAAGACUCUUUGUACUAAGCAGCAAAUUGAUACAGUCAUGUCUCAAGAGGUUCCUUUUUUUGGCCGCUACACUGAACAUUUGCAUUAUAAUGUGGUAUUCGCAUUUUUAAAUGCGAAUACCACAUUUAAAAAUGAUAUGUAAAUUCCUGAAACAAAACGUUUUAUUUCCGAAUGGUUUGAAUUAGGUACAACAUUGAGUUAGCCGAAUAGGUCUAUUGGAUAGAAAACAAUGGAUUUUUAAAAGGCCAAAUCAAUAGCUACUUCGAGGAAAAAUAAUCUUACAGUUACAAUGAGUUUCGUUAAAAAAUAAAUAUUAAAAAACUAUUUUAUCACUUACUAGGUUCGACCCUCUUCUUCACAAAAAUGCGAUGAAUGGAUUAGGAAGUUAAACCAGAGCGAGAAUGCAAGUUUGGUUCUUCUGGCGAUGGUAGAACGUUUGACAUCUAAUUACACAGAUCUCAAAACAUGUCACAAGGUUAGAGAGAAAUCUGUUCCAUUUACGGAAAAUGUUCAAAAUAGAUGGCUACUUUCUGCCCAUGCAGUAAACUGGUACUAUCAAAACUCAUUGUUUUCGUGUGUCUUGUCUGCACUUACAGCGUCUCCAAUAAGGUUAACGUGCUGUAAUCCUGCCAACCAGAUUGGAGAAGGACAGUAUAAAACCGUGGUUUCCGAGGGGAUCAAUUUUUUAAAUGACUUUUCAUAUAGAACAACAAAGACACUCAUAUUUAAUCCAGUACUGGAAAGCAAAGUAGUGGUCAAUAUUUUCGACUACCACUGACGCCAAAGGUUUUGCUGUAAUGUCCGCUCAGAGUCUCCGUUUUAGAGAAACGGGAGGGCGCUUUUGGGGAAAGUGCUAGCUAUAUCAUAGAAAAUUCUCUAAUAGUUAUUGUCUUCUGUUUUGUUUUAAUUCAAACUGUAAUUGUCUUCUUUCACAGAUUAAAACGCCAAUUUUUCAUUUUCUCUUAAGACAAAAACUGGAAACCAUCAACGAUCUUCUUUCGAUUUCAUUGCUCAUUGGUUCCAUAGUUGAUCGACUGGAAAUAAAUUCGACUGAUUUAGUUGUAAGUUAUCAUUUUGUUUUAUUAAAUGACAGAUAACAGAUAAAAUACUAAGUAGGUACCUUGAGAACAUGUUUAUUCUGGGCAGAUUUAGGAAUAUCAUUUUUCACUUAUUAGAGAGUGUGUUGUGGGGGAAUCUCAUUACCUUGCAGGGAAUACAUAACACCGAUGACUUCAUAGCCUUUUCUAUCUUUAUCUCAUGAACAGAAUGCGGGGAAAUCUUAUUUAAGAAAUCCGCCCUAUCCUUCAACGAAGUACAUUAAUUUAAUUAUUAUCCUGCCUCUACUUCAUAGAAUUACUGUCAACGGGCGCCAACCAAAAAUCCCUUAAAAUUCCCAUUUCGGCCAAUUCAUUUCAAUCUGACUGUCUUCUAUUUUCAACGAUUGAAAUUUUGCAGGUAAUGCAUAUGACUUUGCAAAAACUGGUUGCAAAUGUGCGCAAACGGUUUAGAGCAACUACAUCAAAAUCUGGCUCAACUUUGACUCUGCUGACGGAAAACAUUAUUUACAGCAUUGGAAAACUAUUGACGCUUAGUUCAAGAGAUGCUUAUUUCGCAAAUCAAGACAAGCCCUUACAGAAAAUGGUAUGCAGUAACAUAAAGUUUCAUCUUUGAAAAAAAGAAUCCUUAAAAAUUAUCCAGAGGGAGACCUUGCCAAGUGCAAAAACGCGACUGAUUUGUUAAGUCGCGUUUUUGAAUAUCUCUCCUCAGCACAAUUUUGCUAACACAUCCGCUUUCCUGACUCUUUGACUACCGGUAUAUCACCAAUCGUUUAAAGAUUUGUGUGUGCGUUAAGUCGGAAACAUUUCCAACGUAACUUAACUUUGCCCAACUUAUCAGAGAGUAAAAAGAGGGAGAAGAUAUUUGCAAACGACCUCUGGAUAACUUAAGUCUUGUCAAUCUGAUAGCUCACUAGCUCACGCGUUCGUGAUUCCGCUGACGAAACACUAAAGACAAACACACUCUCCACCUCCAUGAAAGUUAUUUUCUCCCAGGUGACACCAUCCUCACGUAUCCUCGAUUCAAGAGGCGCCCCAGUACAAUCAAAACAUUAACAACCCUUUUUUACUUCUUUUUUUCAACCAAGGGAUCGAGAAAACAUCGUCUCAUGCAUUUGUUGACCUAAUUGCCAACAAUUAUUGCGCGAGUCUCUGCUCAAUUGUCGCGUCCUUGGGAGCAGUUUCUUAUCUUCACCUACUAAGUAAUUUAUUUUCUCACUUUGUUUAUAUUCCCUCCUCAGAAAAUCAACACUACCAAAAAAAUCCUAUCUUUGAAGAGUCAUAUGAUUGAAGGAUUUCGCCUAUCAUUGAAAAAGCGCCCAGGAAACAUAUCUUUCACAUCGAAAUAUCUUAGCAUAACGGUGGUUUCCAUACAAAAAAAAGACAUUCACCAUGGUUACAGACUUGAUGCACAUAGAAGCAGCUUUAUAAUCCCUGAUCUCAACAAAGUCUUGAGCAAAAUGAACGACAGCUACGUUCUGUUUUUAGAGGUACGAUAAAUCCACCUUUCGUACUUUCGCUAUAUUUUUAACAUUGUUGGCCAGGGUUGUAUGUGUUGUGAGCUGUAGUGGCAUAUGGAAAAAUUUCAUUAUUUGAAGGAAACAAUAACUUGGUAUUAACUUUACAGGGAAGCGCCUAUUCGACAACUAUGAUGGUUAUUUAAGACAGACUGGCGCACGUAUUUAUUUAUUAGCUCAAAUCACAGAUUUGAUCUACUAAAAUUGGUUUCUCUUACAUUAGUUGAUGAUGAUGAAGAUGAUGAUGAUGAUGAUUAUUAUUAUUAUUGUUAUUAUAAUUAUUAUUUGUAUGAUCAAAUUUAGAGUUUACCGUAUAAUUUUUUUAUGGUGAACGUUUCUCUCCUAGAUGUGGAGUACACCCUUCAAUCCCUUUACUUGGGAUAAAACCAGCAAAAGGGUAACAGCAGACGUGGCGAGUUUAGAUGUUCGGGAUGCGGAAGGGAAAAAGAUCCUCAUUUCUGGUCUGACACCAGGAGUCACUAUUUUACUACCUCUGAAUCGACAGACAAGUCAUCCAGUAAACGUUUCUUUCGGAGCAGAUAGAACGCUCAGACAUCACAAAAUAGGACGUCUGUAUGAAAAUUCCACGGUUGAAAUCUGGAUAAUCCUUGAAGAAAGUGACGUUGCCGUCUCCUCCAUAAAAAUAGCGGAACCUCUUAAGACUUCUCCGCCCCGCGAAUGCAAGCGGGCACGGGGUGCUUGGCUCAUCAGCGGUAGAAUCACAUGUGAGGGAAAAAAUCAAAUAAAAAUCUCUUUUAGGGCAUUCCAUGCUGGAUUUUAUGUUCUCUAUAUAGACUUCAAAGUCGUCACAGAAAGUUCUGGAAACGUUGAUGAAUGGGAGGGUAAUGACAACGGAUGUAUCAAGAUCAGACAACCUCCUUCGCGCCCGAAGAAAGCGAAAGUUAGUUACACUUUUGAAAUGAGCGAAUCAACUUGUCUCUUUUGGCAACAAAAUCAAUCUAAAUGGAGAACUACUGGAUGUAAGGUAAAGAAAGUAUCUUUUUCUUAAAGGGACACAGGCUUUGAGACCACACUGACCUGGACACUAUUUUUGCGACUUUGGAAAGCGUUCAACUCAACCCGAAAUCAAAAACGAAUACAUAUAGAAAUCCGCUUAAAUCUUGCCUAGUGCUUCAUUAGAUCUUUAAGUAUUGUUUUACUCCUCCUAUAUUAUCUUGUCAUAUUAUUAAUUAGAAACAGAAUGAGUCGCAUAGCUUGUGAUAUGCAAAUCAGCUAAGAAAUGGUCUUUUUAUAAAGUGAUUUACAUUUCCCGUUCACUUUUCAAUUCGUCCGCCAAUCUCCUCUUGAAAUAAGACAAUUACACCUCUACCUAGCCGCGCAUUUAAACAUUUUUCUCGAGUGAACAAAAACAGAGAAGCCACGAACGUUUCACUGAACAGGACAAGAAUAAUUCCUUAUAUUACUACUUUUAAGGCAUUGGAAAUUAUCAAGGACUCUACACUUAAGUGCUCUUGCAGUCACUUGACGAGUUUUGCGGGAGGCUUCCUAAUACCACCAAAUCAAAUCAACUUUGAGCAAGUAUAUCACCAGUUAACGUCUCCAGAAGAACCUGGCAAAUUUCUAGUUUUGGGAACAGUGUUAACAUGUUUCCUUGUUUACUUCGUGGCAGUCCUUUUGGCCAGGAGAGCUGACAUAAAAGAUAGCUCGGUGGUAAGAUAUUUACAUCCACGAUUUACCUACUAGGUAGCUUAAUAAGUUCAACGUAAGGCUUGAAUAGCACUCACGCCUUAUUCACUGCUCGCCCUACCAUUUAGUGGAGGCAACGGGGCACAGGAGUCAACGUGUUACGCUUUCAGUCCCUUUCUGCCCAGUACCUGGAUUUUUCUCUCCGUAGUACCGAGCACGUUUGUAAUUACAUGGCCAGUUGGUUUGUCUACCCCAUAAGCUUAAUUGUUACGGACGACCAAAGGCGACCGCAAUUCUAAUCUCCAGCUUGCUAAUAUGCAUGAUAUGCACUGCACUUAGGUAGCGAGCAACGCGUUCUCUUGGACUUCCAGUAACAAUGAUUGGAAUGCAUAAAACGCAAUCUGAUGAAGCGCGUUUGGAUCUUCUAUCACUUAUAAUCUGAUAGCUAGCCUGUUCCAGGCGUUCGGAUAAUGGAGUGCGGCGCGAAGUAAGAGAGUGGGAAAAAACGGAGGACCCUCUAACCCACCCCCUCGCUGUUUUUUUUCUGCUCACAUCUCUUUGCGCUAUCCCCACGAUCUGAACGCCUGGAACAGGCUAUCUGAUGGCAUGUGUUUAGAUCUUCUAUCCAGUGGAAGCUACACAAAGCAGAGCGUUUUGACCUUAGAUCGAUGACGCCCACACUCCCUAAUUGUUGGUUAUUACUAGCUCUAUAAUUACUUGCUUUUGAUUAUUUGAAUGGUGCACAUGCAAACAUAUAAACAAAGCAUUAUUUCACUCCUGAUUUCAGCUACAAGAUAAAAAAUCCUUAAACUGUGGAACAUUACAAUCAGAAGGUUCAACAUAUCUGAUAUCCUUAAAGACUGGCGUCUGGCUUGGUGCAGGAACAACAGCCAACGUUUCGUUUAUUAUACACGGGGUUGAUGGCAACAGUGGUACUAUCAAUAUAUACCAGGACGGUACAGCCGGCUCCACAACAAUUCUUACCCGAGGAUCUACACAAACGCUUACAAUGACUCUAAAAGAAGACAUAGGAGACAUUUAUUCACUACGUAUUUGGCAUGACAAUUCAGGCAAGGACCCUUCGUGGUAUUUAGAUGAGAUAGAAAUUACAGAUCCAAGAUCUGGAAACUGUUGGAAAUUCAUCUUUGAAACAUGGCUAAGCCUGGAGGAUGAAUCGUACACUAACGAAGUUCUUCAAACUCCUCACCACUCAAAUCCGAACAUCACAAGAAAAGCCAUCAAAGAAAUGUUCUCCAAUGGCCACCUUUGGUUAUCGAUCAUAACGAAGAUUCCAAAUGACAGCUUUACCAGAGUUCAAAGACUCUCCUUUUGUUUUGCAUUACUUUUAUGUACAAUGGCUACCAAUGCUGCAUUUUACUCCUGGGGAGCAAAGUCGCCCCAAAAUAUUAAUCUAGGUCCACUAAAGUUUUCUGCGAGACAGGCGAUUGUGAGUAUCCAAGCCAACCUUAUCCUCUUGCCUUUGCAAGUCCUCAUCAUGUUGUUCAAAAACACCUUGGCUCGAUUGCAAGGAGAGCGCACACGUCUUUGUUUAAUAUGCCUCACUUCUAUUUUGAUUGCAAUUAUGACUACUGCAUCCGCAGCUUUAAAUAUUUCAUAUGGUCUCGUGUGGGGGAAAGACAAAAGCCAAGAAUGGAUUUCUGCAGUCAUCGCCUCUGUCUUUGAAGACAUUCUGAUUGUGCAGCCGUUUAAAUGUGUUAUUAUUGUCUCACUGACUGUUAUGCUUUCUAAAUGCAAAGCAACUAAAGUAUCCUCCUAUGGGCUUCAAGAAACGCCAUUAGAGAAAGCAAGUACCAGAUCCAGGGAGAAAUCAAGCCUGAGGAAAGAAAGUGUCGUCAAAGCUAAACGUCGGUUAUCCAUUAGGCAGGCAAUCUUCUAUGUAACCUUCCUGGUUGUUCUCGGAGUGCUUUCAUAUGGAAACAAAGAUUCUAAUGGAUACCAUUUAACAAGAUCUCUUUAUGAUCAUAUUGGGAAUUUUUCCAAGGUACAAACUUUGCUCAAGUUCAGGGUCACCAUUCUCGGCACCGUUUUCAAUCACAUUUAGGUCCAUAAAUAUUCUUGAAUUAAGCACUAACAGGUUCAAACAUGUCGUAACGUUAAGGGUUCUCCUAGAUAAUCCUGAAACAAUAGAAGCAGUAACAGGAACAGAUCAAAGUAAGAGCAGUAGCAGUAGCAGUGGUGGUGGUUGUGGUGCGGAGUAAUAGUGGUGCUGGUGGUAAUAGCGGUAGUCAUAGCAACAGCAAUCUGCUUAGUGUAAACUAAGUAUACAAAUUUGGAUACUUUUUUAAACCAAAUCCUUUUUUCAGGUUUCAAAUCCAAGUUUGUUCUGGAAUUGGAUGGCCCAUGACCUUAUUCCACUACUGUACUUCACCAACCUGGAAAUACAACAGUACAAAGUGCUCAACGCAGAACAAACAUCGACUAGGAUUGGAAUGAUCAGACUGCGCCAGCUGAGAGUAAAGAAAGGUACGUUACACUGAAUGGCUGAGUGAACGUUUGAGUAAAUUAUUUUAAUUAAAAUUGAUGAGCUGUAUGAUGUAUAACAAUAACUCUACGUGCAAUUUUGACAAAGUUAGUUUUUCGGACACAGAAGGUGUUGGAAGCUAGACAUUCCAUGGGAACUCCAUAACGGACAACAGGUCUUCCCCACUCCCUGGACAGUAUAAUAAGUCACUCUUUUCGUUAUGUAGAAACAUUUCGUCACCCUCUUAUCAUUUCACUUCAGUCCCCGCCGAAGACGGUAAGUUAAAUAGUGCGCGACAUUGUUUGCUUCCUUUUUUAACCAGAGUACAUUUUGAAUUAAUAUUCACUAUGGCUCAUCCUGUAUACGAACCCUCCAAUCCCACCUUUAUUUAUAAGCUGUAAUCUAUUUGUUGUUAGUGCAAUGCCCUGUGCGAACGUUCCUUGACGUGGACUCAUGGCAUCAAAGUUGCUACGACAGCUACUCCACCGGGAGGGAAUCCCAAGAGCUGUUUCAAUUGAAGCAAGCAAACUCAUCAGUUCAGUUCCAACAAUGUUCCCUUCCAUGGGUGUACCAAACAUCGGAGGAACUAAACUCCUCCCCCAAAUGGGGACACCACACCUGGUAUGGUGGGGGAGGAUAUGCUGCCGAUUUAGGCUACGAGGCACACACUGCUUACACGGUCAUAAACCACUUGCAAUUUGGAAAAUGGAUUGAUCGUCAGACAAGAGCUGUCAUUGUAGAAUUCAAUUUCUUUAACCCAGCAGUCAGUGUAUUAGGUGUCUGUUCCUUCUUUUUUGAAUUCCUUCAGACAGGCCAGGCUACACCUUUGAUGCAUAUUGAUUUGAUCUCCCUGCACAACACGGAUUCAAUCCUCCAAAUGUUUCAAGGUCUUUGCUUGGUCAUCUUCAUUGGAAUGGUUUUCUUAAAAUCAGGUCAGACAGUUAUGGCCUUGCUAGAACAAGGAUCGCGUUACCUGCGAAGUGGCUGGUGCUGGCUUGACCUUGGACACCUUGCAACCUCAAUUUCUCUUCUUCUCUGCAGCUUUAUUAAGUCUUAUCAAAUUUCCAAAAGCAUGCAGAAAUUGCGGCACAACAUCUUUGCUACAGUUAACUUUCAAACUGCAGUUUUGUGGGGAAAUAUCGAAAACUCUUUCCUCUCCGUUGUGAUUUUUCUUACAACCAUCAAGAUUCUCCAACUUACUUACUUUAAUAUGUAUACACGUGUGUUCGCCCAAGCCUUGCGUAUUUGGGUACGAGAAUUCUUUUCCUUCUUGAUGGUUCUCUGUGUUCCAUUCUUUGCAUUCCUACUCUCAGGCAUGUUGCUGUUUGGAACACGAAAUAAAAGAUACUCAAGUGUCUGGCCAGCUUUUUCCUACCAGCUGGAAAUUGUUCUAGGGAAAGUAAAAGCUCGGCCCAUACAAGAAUUAAUUGAAGCAGAUUCCGUCCUUGGACGUUUUUUUGUCAGUACUCUUCUGGUUAUUAUAACUGUUAUACUGAUGAAUUUAUUCAUCAGUUCCUUGGAAGAUGCAGUCAGUGACGCAAAAAGUACAGCACAGAUGAACACAGAACAAGAGCCAUCAGAGACCCAAAUUCCAAACAGAAGAAACGUACAACAUGAAGCGAAGAAUGUGGACUUGUCUCUGACUUCUCCGUUUUACGACCAAAUAAGCAACCAGUUAAGGACCAUCGACUUGAUCCGUAAUCUUCCACAAGCCUAUGUCGUUGAUAAAAAGCUAAGUGAAGUUCUGAAGAGAAUGGACGCUCACACAGAUGGGGAACAAUGUUAUCCUCUGCAAAAAGGUCAAAUGUCCGAAAUUGUCGUCGAAAAACGAAGAAAGUUACCAACCAUUUUGGAAGAAUAG